Messenger RNA from Westerdykella ornata, 3960 nucleotides. Its product is annotated as kinesin family protein-like protein. Gene Ontology annotation, biological process: microtubule-based movement; mitotic spindle assembly. Bases 48 to 3611 code for a protein of 1187 amino acids. Gene Ontology annotation, molecular function: microtubule binding; ATP binding; plus-end-directed microtubule motor activity. The transcript is spliced from 4 exons. The record is from RefSeq and is a predicted model, not a curated record. Lineage: Eukaryota; Fungi; Ascomycota; Dothideomycetes; Pleosporales; Sporormiaceae. Gene Ontology annotation, cellular component: nucleus; spindle microtubule.
AUCGCUAUCUAACACCACAGCCUUUUGAUUAUAUACCUCUAUUUGCCAUGUCUGGUCUGCCUCGGGCGGGGCCGACAACCGGCAAGAGAGCGCCAAUGAGUCGACCUUCGACAAUGAGACCUCCGCCUCCUCCCUCAACUCGCGGCCGCUCUGCAACACCCGCGCUUAACGGGCGCGCAUCACCAACAGGAUCGGUCGCUUCUGCCAGAGUUAGGCCCUCACCGCAGGCUGGGAUCAAACGGAAAGAGCGCGACUUCGAGCAUGGUGGUGAAGAAACCAACAUUAAUGUUGUCGUCCGCUGUCGCGCUCGAAGCGACAGGGAGGUCAAGGAAAACAGUGGUGUGGUUGUGUCGACCAACGGUAUCAAAGGAACGACAGUAGAGCUAUCUAUGGGCCCGAACGCUUUGAGCAAUAAGACGUAUCAAUUUGACAAAGUCUUCUCACAAGCCGCGGAUCAGGGGAUCAUCUUCGAUGAAGUGGUGGCUCCUAUCAUGGGAGAGGUCCUAAAUGGCUUCAAUUGUACCAUCUUCGCCUACGGCCAGACAGGCACUGGCAAAACGUAUACCAUGUGCGGCGACAUUUCCGACGUGCUUCCCCCCCCAGACCAUGCCGGUAUUGUGCCUCGUGUACUCUAUCACCUGUUCAACAAACUCGAGGUCGAGGAAAUUGAGAAUUCCGUCAAGUGUUCUUUUAUCGAGCUCUACAAUGAAGAGCUGCGCGAUUUGAUUUCCGAGGACGACAACGCCAAACUGAAGAUCUAUGAGGAGAACAACAAGAAAGGUGGUAGCGCAACCAUGGUUCAAGGAAUGGAGGAGCGCUAUCUGAAGAGCGCAAGAGAAGGCAUCAAGGUUCUUCGGGCCGGGAGUGACAAACGUCAGGUGGCAGCCACAAAGUGCAACGACCUCAGCUCGCGCAGUCAUACCGUCUUCACAAUAACCGUCUAUAUGAAGCGGACGGCGGAUGACGGCCAAGAAUAUCUAAGUGCUGGGAAACUGAACCUGGUCGAUCUGGCAGGGAGUGAGAACAUUCAGCGUAGUGGCGCUGAGAACAAACGAGCUGCGGAGGCGGGUCUGAUCAACAAGAGCUUACUCACGCUGGGUCGUGUAAUCAACGCUCUAGUGGAUCGCAGCCCGCACAUCCCAUAUCGAGAGUCGAAGUUGACGCGGUUAUUACAAGAUUCCUUGGGUGGUCGGACGAAAACAUGCAUCAUUGCAACCCUGUCGCCUGCUAAGAGCAACCUCGAGGAGACCAUAUCUACCCUAGACUACGCCUUUCGCGCAAAGAACAUUCGGAAUAAGCCGCAGGUCAAUCAGCUCAUGUCGAAGAAAACCUUGCUGAGAGAAUAUACUACGGAAAUCGAGAAGCUCAAGAGCGAGCUGCAGGCAACCAGAUCUCGAAAUGGCGUCUAUCUUACACAAGAAAGCUAUGAUGAGCUCACCACGGAAAGCGAGUCGAGAAGGAUCCUCAGCGAAGAGCAACGCGACAAGAUCGAGACGAUGGAGAUCAAUCUGCGGAACAAAGUGCAAGAGUUGUUCACGCUGACCACAACCUUCAGUACUCUCAAGAAAGACCACGAGCAAACGAAGCUUGCCUUGGAAGGCACGAAAGGUAUACUUGAGAAGACUGAGGUGGUAUUGGAGCAUACAAGGCAGAAUCUUGCCGAAGAGACCGCCCUCCGAAAGGCACACCAGAAGACCGAGGAGCAGCUCGCCCAUAUUGGGCAAGAUAUGAUUUCCACCCUCGGGAAGACAACGUCCGACCUUGACGGUCUGCGGUCGAAAAUCCGUCGCAAGUCGGAUCUUCAAUCGCUGAAUCGCCACAACUGGGCAUCCACGCAGUCCCAUGUCAUCGAUACUACGCGGCUCGUCGAAGACCGGAUCGCAUCCUUCCAGGGCCAACAAGAAAGCAUGAUGGAGAGUCUUGCUACAAGGAUGCAGGCGUAUGUGAAAGAUGAACUACAACAGCUGGGUGUCUCUCAAGCAUUCCUCAAAGAAAACCUGCAAGCUUUCGAACAGUCGGAGAAGGAGGUCAAGGAACAGACCGCCAAAGCGCACGAGGACUCAAACCAGGUAUUGGAGGAAAUCAAGACGCUGAGGGAGGACGUCAAACGGAAACUGGGAGCAGGCUUGAAUGAGCUCUCGGCUGCUGCUGAGAAUAUUUCGGCCAAUAUCAUUACUGAACUGGAAGCCUUCCACACUCAGUUGCAUGUGUCGUAUGCAGCCCUGGGAAGAGAGUUCAAGAACACGUUUGACGAUCUCGUCAAAAGCCUGAACGAGCAGCAGGCCGAGAAUGAUCGACUUCGGCAGCAAAUAUGUGAGGCAAAUUCUGCACUCGUGGCCUCGAAUAAGACAGCGCAGACCAGAAUGGUAGACGUGGUGGAAGAAGAGAGGGAAAGAUCCGCCAGCGAACGACAGCAGCUUUUGGCGCAGAUAACCUCGUUGAUUACAGCCAAUGCUGAAGCCCAGGAGAAGAGACUGCGCGAGCAGAUGGCCCUUGUUAGUGACAGCAUCGCCGCCGCUAACGCAGAGCAUCACGUUCAGCAGAGCGUUUAUAACGAGGGCAUGGACGCCUGGUCAGCGAAGGCAAAUGACAUUAUGAACGGGGUAUCGAAAUCAAGAGACAAUGUUAAGGCACAGAUCAAAGCCGAUUUCGCGGCCGCGACGCAACAAUCCAGUUCGAUCAAAGACACCACAACGUCGGUCCAUGCUCAAACAGUCAAGACAGUGGAAGCACAAAUGGCGCAUAUGGACACUCAACUUCAUUCUCUUGACGAUAUUGUGUCGCGCAUUCGCGCCCAGAACGAUAUCCAUCACGCAGCUCACACCUCCUCUCUCAACUCUCUGUCGUCCACCGUCCAAUCAUCCUACACUAGUAUUGGUGAUAAUUUCUCAGCGUCUUUCGACCGCGUGCAGUCCCUGGAAUCAGAUAUGUCCGCUCAAAUCACCGAGUUCAAGGAUACUCUUCCUGGCCUUUCGGAAGGAUCCUCAAUCCGGGAACCCCUGCGGACACUGCGGGAUGAGAUCGCGGACCAGCACCUCAUGGAAUACGAGCCAACAGGCGAAACGCCUCAACGUACGAUCUAUAAGAUCCCCGCAGGGUUGCCACGCACCGAGAGUCACGAUACCCUCUUGGCCCGCCUACGAAGUGGCUCUAUGUCCUCGGAAGCGAGCCGUAGCCCUUCCAAAACGCCGAUAUUCAACGACGCCACUAACUCUGUUUCGGGCUUGGAAGAUCUCAUCACCAUCUCCUCUAGGCCUAUAUUCGCCCCGUCCAUCAGCACUGCACCGACAGGCGCAAGCACCGCCGUCCCCUCUCUCCGCGAGUUAGAUGUUAACGUCGUCUCGCAGGAAUCCAAUUUUCCCCUCGGCUCCCCGCUGGACGAGACCAGCACAGCGGCAGCACCUCCCCUCAAAAAGCAGAACAGAGGCGGAGGUGCGGAUAGUGAUUCUAUCAAGGUGCUCAUGAAAAAGAUGGCGAGGAAGACCGUUGGUGGAAUUGCGGCGAGCCGAGGCGCGGAUGAUAGGGAGAACCUGACCAUCACGAACUUCUCUUCGAGUAUCGGGCCUGGGUUCGCUACGGGACGGAGACUGAGGAGUCAUGGGAGCGGGUAGAUACUAGCUGUGGAUCGUGAGCGGAGAGGGUAACACGGCAGUGGAUAAAGGGUGUAAUAUAGGAUAGUUGGGGCCAGUGUGUAUAGAGGAUGUUUUCUCUUUGAUACUGUUUCUAGAGGUCGGAGGAAUUGCGCGCGUGCGCGUGGCGUUGGGGCGGUAGGGAAGGGACUCUUUUCUUGCUGACUGGGUUUGAGAACUAGGCGGUUAUGCCGUACAUGCACUAUUUGUGCGCUGGUUUCAGACGAGAAGAUGUACAACUUGCAUCUAUGUGAAUGUGCUCGUUGGAUCGCGCUUCCCAUGUUCCUCUUGCUGUGCCACAGUCAUACAGCAACUUACGCGCCGGUGGCAG